CGGAAACCUGCCGGCUCUCGCCGCUCGCCCGCCCGCCGGGGGACCCGCCGCUUCUCCCCGCCCGGAGCAUGAGGAGGGGGCGGCUGCCGGGCCAAACGCGCUCCUGCUGACAGCCCCGGCCCCGCGCCUCCUUCCCCGCCAUGGCCCGGGCGCUGCCCGCCCGCCGCUGAGCAGCUCUGCGGGCCCAGGUAGGAAGACAUUUGGAAGCUGGUCAGACAAAGCUAUCAUGUUGAGGUUAAGUCAUUCACCCGCCUUUCCUGAAGGUUUUCACCUUUUAAGUAUUGUGGCACUCUUGCUAUUCCAUGUGGACAAAGCAUAUGCAGAAAGUCCAACAGACACGUCAAAGAACGCUACAUGUACUGGUACAUAUAUUUGCAAACCAGGUGUGAUUUUACCUAUCUGGGAGCCCCAAGACCCUUCAUUUGGUGAUAAAAUUGCUAGAGCUACUGUCUAUUUUGUGGCCAUGGUCUACAUGUUCCUAGGUGUAUCCAUCAUAGCUGACCGCUUCAUGUCCUCAAUAGAAGUCAUUACGUCCCAAGAGAGAGAGAUAACUAUCAAGAAGCCCAAUGGUGAGACCAGCAAAACCACAGUGAGGAUUUGGAACGAGACUGUGUCCAACCUAACGUUGAUGGCUUUGGGUUCUUCAGCCCCUGAGAUUCUACUUUCUGUUAUUGAAGUAUGUGGUCAUGGUUUCACUGCGGGGGAUCUCGGACCGAGCACCAUUGUAGGCAGUGCCGCCUUCAACAUGUUCAUCAUUAUAGCCAUAUGCGUCUAUGUGGUUCCGGAUGGAGAAAUAAGGAAGAUUAAGCAUCUACGAGUGUUUUUUGUGACGGCAGCUUGGAGCAUCUUUGCCUACACUUGGCUUUACCUUAUUUUAUCUGUCAUAUCACCCGGUGUUGUGGAGGUCUGGGAAAGCUUGCUCACUUUCUUCUUCUUUCCCAUUUGUGUGGUGUUUGCGUGGGUAGCCGACCGAAGGCUUUUAUUUUACAAGUAUGUCUACAAGAAGUACAGGGCUGGCAAACAGCGAGGCAUGAUCAUUGAACAUGAGGGGGACAGGCCAUCAUCCAAAGCUGACAUUGAAAUGGACGGCAAAGUGGUUAACUCCCAUGUGGAGAACUUCUUAGAUGGCACCCUGGUUCUGGAGGCAGAUGAGAAGGAUCAAGAUGAUGAGGAAGCAAGGAGGGACAUGGCUAGAAUCCUGAAGGAGCUGAAGCAGAAGCACCCCGACAAAGAAAUGGAACAGCUGAUAGAACUAGCUAACUACCAGGUUCUGAGCCAACAGCAAAAGAGCCGAGCCUUUUAUCGCAUUCAGGCUACUCGGCUAAUGACGGGUGCUGGCAACAUUUUGAAGAGACAUGCUGCGGAUCAGGCACGGAAAGCUGUCAGCAUGCAUGAGGUCAACUGUGAAGUGGUGGAAAAUGAUCCCGUCAGUAAGAUCUACUUUGAGCAGAACACCUACCAGUGUCUCGAGAACUGCGGCACAGUAGCUUUGACCAUUGUUCGCCGAGGCGGUGACUUGACCCAUCUCGUUCACGUUGACUUCAGAACAGAAGACGGCACAGCCAAUGCAGGGUCGGAUUAUGAGUUUACCGAAGGGACUGUGGUCUUCAAGCCUGGCGAGACACAGAAGGAAAUCCGGGUUGGCAUAAUUGACGACGAUAUCUUUGAGGAGGAUGAGAACUUCCUCGUUCACCUCAGCAAUGUGCAAGUGAGCACUGAAGCGUUGGAUGAAGGAAUUCUGAAGGCUAACCACAUCGCAACACUUGCCUGCCUGGGAUCGCCCUCCACUGCCACCGUUACCAUCUUUGAUGAUGAUCAUGCAGGCAUCUUUACCUUCGAGGAGCCGGUCACUCAUGUGAGCGAGAGCAUUGGAACCAUGGAAGUGAAAGUGCUGAGAACGUCCGGCGCUCGAGGAAAUGUUGUUGUGCCCUACAAAACCAUCGAAGGCUCAGCCAGAGGGGGCGGAGAGGACUUUGAGGAUACUUGUGGAGAGCUUGAAUUCCAGAACGACGAGAUUGUCAAAAGCUUUGCUUCAUUUAUGAUGAUUUUUUUCAUGGGUGUCCAUAUGACAACUUUGACAAGAAUGUGCCUAAAAGUCAAAACGAUAUCAGUCAAAAUAAUUGAUGAUGAGGAGUAUGAGAAAAACAAGACCUUCUACCUUGAGAUUGGGGAGCCCCGUCUGGUGGAGAUGAGUGAGAAGAAAGCUCUGUUGUUGAAUGAGCUUGGUGGCUUCACAAUAACAGUUUGUUUUUUUAAUGGAGGGAAACUUCUGAAUGGCAAACCUGUCUUCAGGAAGGUCCAUGCUAGAGAACAUCCAAUUCCUUCUACUGUAAUCAGCAUUCAAGAAGAGAAUGAAGAGAAACAGCCACUGACGAGCAAAGAGGAGGAAGAGCGCCGCAUUGCAGAAAUGGGACGCCCAGUACUGGGAGAACAUACCAAACUAGAAGUCAUUAUUGAAGAAUCCUAUGAGUUCAAGAAUACUGUGGACAAGCUCAUUAAGAAAACAAACCUAGCCCUUGUGGUUGGAACUAACAGCUGGAGAGAACAGUUUAUUGAAGCUAUCACAGUCAGCGCUGGCGAGGAUGAUGAUGAUGACGAAUGUGGGGAAGAGAAGCUGCCCUCCUGCUUUGAUUAUGUGAUGCACUUUCUGACCGUCUUCUGGAAGGUCCUUUUCGCCUUCGUCCCCCCGACAGACUACUGGAGUGGCUGGGCCUGCUUCGUCGUCUCCAUCCUAAUGAUUGGUUUGCUGACGGCUUUCAUCGGGGACUUGGCAUCCCAUUUUGGCUGCACCAUUGGCCUGAAGGAUUCAGUGACUGCAGUCGUGUUUGUUGCAUUGGGAACUUCAGUGCCAGACACCUUUGCCAGCAAAGUGGCGGCUACGCAGGAUCAAUAUGCUGAUGCCUCAAUCGGGAACGUCACCGGGAGCAAUGCUGUGAAUGUUUUCCUGGGGAUUGGCGUGGCCUGGUCCAUCGCUGCCAUCUACCACGCAGCAAACGGGGAAGUGUUCUACGUCUCCCCCGGCACCUUGGCUUUCUCCGUCACCCUCUUCACCAUUUUUGCUUUUAUCAGUGUGGGCGUGCUGCUUUACCGGCGGAGACCGGAGAUUGGAGGUGAGCUGGGUGGGCCGCGGACUGCCAAGCUUCUGACAACAUCCCUCUUUGUGCUCCUUUGGCUCUUGUACAUAUUGUUCUCAUCUCUGGAAGCCUACUGCCACAUAAAGGGCUUCUAAAGGAACAAUCAGAGAUAGUAAAUAUAUUGCUAGAGAUCUAUAUGUAUCUAUAUAGAAAGCUAUAUAGAUAUAGAUAGAGAUAAAACAUUGUGUAUAAUGAACAGAGGAAAAAGAAAAGACAUUUACCAUGUUCACUUACCUGCUGAUGGAAUGCAGCUUGGAGCAUUCUUUGUACUAGGUAGGAGUAAGAAUUCAGCAAGAUUCUUAACCAGGGGUUGCAGCAUAUUAAAGGAGGCAUGGAUGCAGGGCCAUCUUUGCAACUCUACCUACAAGAGCAUAUGAUACUGACUUUAUUGUUGCUCCCACCCUGCCCCCUGGGGAGGAUUGAUCUGAAAUGUAAUUUGGGCUUUUCUGCCGGGGCCAGAAUAGUUGUUAAGAAGCCGAGUGGUGGAGGGAAGGCGAGGAAUAGGGGACUUCAUGACUUUCUUACAAAAGUCUAUUUGCCUUCAUAUAUUGAGGACAUGCAGAUCUGUCCCCACUGAAUGAAAACAAGAGUCUGGACUGAAGAAGGAAGUCCAGGGGUUCAAGAGCUUUCUACCAAUAGGAUGGAAACCCCACUGCUGUUCUUGCUUGGAUGCCCCAUUUAUUAUUCAGUUGUUAGAGUGUUGACAUGCUGAGAGUCACAAGAACAGUGCGAGCCAUUUCCUUAUUUUUUGGCUGUAUUAUGAUCAGCAUGCCCUCUCCCCUACCCUGCAAACAAAAUCAGUGAGCCUGCCCACCCCACACUCCCCCGCUGUGCCUUGCAGGCACCUGUCCAAACCCUUUGUCUCAAGUCCCUGUUUUAGUUCUGACAGAAUCUUGGGGGCUUUACUUUUGUUGCCGUCCAUUCCCUGGCCAGACCCUAGUGCGUUGCUCCCGUCUCAUAUUCCUGAUUGGGAAUGCUGUUGUGGUCCUUGUAACACUUUGCAUGAAUGAAGUAACCCAUAUCUGUAUAUAGCAUUGUAUAGCAAUAGUCCAUUCAGCAGUGUGGAUCGGAUGCUGAAGAAGUGAGUGAGUUUUCUUUUCACCCAGGUUUGGUUUGGGGUUUGGUUUUUUUUCUUACUGAGCUAAGGGGAAGUGGCUAACCCUUUAGCGCUCUGCACAGGGGGUUUAAGAAGCAAUAACAAAGAACUGUGCAGCUGUAAAUGCUAAAGGGAAGAAUCUGUGCAAAAGGCAUCAUAAAGUCUUCUAGAGUGAAAUCCUGGCUCCAUUUAGUCAAUGGCAAAAUUCCCAUUGACUUCAGUGGGGCAGGGAUUUACCCCUAGGGGGUGAUCCAGAGCUCACUGAAGUCAAUGCAAAUACUUGCAUUGACUUCAGUAGGUUCUGCAUCAGGUCCAUAAAGAUUAACAUACAUUUUAAGGGCCAGAGCCUACCACCCUUGCUCAUGCAGCAUAGAACUUUGUCCCACGACUAGUCGCUUUGAACAAAACGGGGUUAAGUACCAGUCAGCCUGAGCAUGAGUGGCAGCACCAGCCCCUGAAUAAGCAAACCAUGCCUGGGUUUUGUAAGCAUCAGUUUUUCCCAUUGUGGCUAUUUUACAUCUUCUGUGGCUGCAACAGAUGUCAGAUAUCGUCAGUGUUUGCGGCUGUAGAACCCCCGGGCUCCAUCUCUGUUCUCCUGUUCACCAUCUCUGAGGGUUAGCUACAGCCCUGUGUGUGAACAUUAAGCCAGUGGCGAUUGGCAGGUUUUACAACUGCAUCUCAUCUAGGGCUAAUUGAGGACUGAAGAAGUCAAUGGUGGGGUUGGAGGAAUGUAAUGUCUCCAAGAUCUCCAAUGGUCAAAGCGUUCUCACCAGAUACAGGAUGAAUCUUGCAUUGUCCAGCAGAGAUUGCAUUUAACACUAGGAAUUACUGUGGUCGUUAUUUAUUAUCUGUUGUGCACCACAACAAUGUGCUUGGCUCUGUACAAUGCACAGGUGGCAGGACAGUCCCCACCCUGGAGACGUUGUCAUGUCAAAGACAGACAUUGUCAGAGGUCCUAGAGGAAGGAGCUACGCUAGCUGAUCUGGUUUUCCCUUCAUUUUCAUCCACUGUAUGACCCUUUCAUUUUCCAUUUGUGUUCCCCGUGGAUGCAAUGGCUCUGCAGGAGGGAUUGGAACCAGGAGAGGGUGGAGCCUGACACACUGGGAUUGAGGGGGUCAUUCUAUGCAUACUUGGCAUCAGGGAAGGAGCUGUAAGAAGAGAUUGGAGGGGGAGCCAUGGCUGGCAUUGCUCACAGAGCAAAGGGAUCAGCAGGGGUACAAGUGGGGUAGGCAGGAUCCCAGAACUAGGCCAGGAACUGAGUUCAGCAGGGCCUUGAAGCUAAGGACAGGAAGGUUUGAACUCGUGAUGAUGAGCAAAGAGUGCUGAGGAUCUGGCUGUGACAUUGGUGGGUGCAACAUGGGUAGCAGAGAGGAGCAGGUUGCAGGAUUCAGUGGGGCCAUGGGCACAGGAAGAAGGGGCGGGAUGUUGAGAGGCUAUCGCUGUCAUGUAUUGAGUUUGAACCUUAGGCCCUGAGCCAGCAAAGGGGUCUGCCCACAUGGACUCUCAACCCACAGGCUGCAAUCUGGGGCGUGGUCACUUAGCGGGAGAUUCUGCCCUGCCCUUCCAUGGAUGCAUCGUGAUGGAGCUGGGGAGUCUGAGGACCUUUCUCCCUCACUUCGGCUGCCUGAGUCAGAGCGCCUUAGAAUUGUUGUCCCUUCGCUCAGAGAAGCACAGGAGCACCCCCUCCCCUAGGAGUGCACAGUGCCCCAAAGGGAGCAGGAAGGAGGCAGAUGACGGCUCUGCCCCCCGCCUCUCCCCCAGCAUGCACCAGGCAGCAGAGUUGUCUGGUGUAGCAAGGGACCUGCUGUCUCAGUGUGCCUGGGAGGAAAGCUGCUCAUGGGAGGCAGAGCAGGUCUGUACAACCCACUUCCUGUGCACUGUGCUUUCCAAAAGCCCUGCCCCCAAAGCCCACACCUCCCAGCCCACUUCCACCCCUGACGUUAUCAUCCCUCGGUAUAGAAGUGCCAGGGCAGGGUCAGUCCCAGCUCUUGUGACUAAGUGUACCACACAGCUGCGCUCAAGAGCAGGGAAGCAUUUUUGCAUAGAGCAGAAGACGAUUUCACGGCCAGUGUUCCCACUCUAUAAGAGCCCAAUCCUACUCCACGAGUCACCCCAUGAUUUCAGUGGGCCAAGCUGUGUAGCAAGAGGUGACAAGGCAUAAGGAAGUGUGGCAGCAUUGGUCCCUAAAGGAUUGUUUUACCAAGACAAAUGAAAAGCAAGACGUUUGGGGUGACAGCACAGUGGUCUUAGCAGCCUUUAUGCCUCCCAUUUGAUUCCCCUAAGCUCAGUGUAAUAAAGAUACUUUGAUAGGUUCACAUUUAAAAACAAUGGAAAAUAAAAGCACAAGCAAGUAGCUUAUAAAUAACUGGCCCAAAUCCUCAGCUGGUGUGAAUUAGCAUCUCUCCAUUGACCCCAAGGGAGUGAUGUCAAUUCACAUCUGAUGAGAAACUUUCCUUGUAUAUUAUGAAUGAAAUAUCUAAAAGAGGAACUGCAGGGAUACUACUUUGCAUUAGCACUACUAGCUAUUUUUUUCCUUUUCCACUUUUUCCCCGUCCCUAAAUCACAGACGGCAUGUCCCUUGGUAGCGUCUUCUGAUCCAGCGGAAGGGCAUGUCUGACAUUGGUGUACCCGGUUGGCCGAGGAAGGGGGGGUGAGAUUUUGCACUCAUUUCAAACAAGCUGUGGAAGGUUUUAAUUAUCUUAUUGUGCAUUUUCAUCUAGGAAUAUACUGAUUUUUUUUCUUGUAAACUCAUUUUUCACUUUAAAUGAGAGUGAGGGUUUUUUCUUUUAAUUUUUAUUUUUGGGGCAGGGUGGCGGGAAAGAGCAUUAGAGCCUGAUUCUGGUUGUUCAGGAUUAUGAUUGCCUUUGUGUACAAUGAUUUCAUUUCAUUUGUUUGGGUUCAUUACUUUUUAUUUGUGUGUAUUGUCCACAGCCAUAGGCAGCAAGUACACUGAUUGUGAUGAUCCUUAUCAAUAGUGCACAGCCACACAGACAAAUAAAGUUUCUAAUUGUUUCAGAUUUA
This is a messenger RNA of Chrysemys picta bellii (western painted turtle), 7251 nucleotides long. The record is from RefSeq and is a predicted model, not a curated record. NCBI's taxonomy places the organism in Eukaryota, Metazoa, Chordata, Testudines, Emydidae.